This is a messenger RNA of Sinocyclocheilus anshuiensis, 1779 nucleotides long. RefSeq names its product E3 ubiquitin/ISG15 ligase TRIM25-like. The record is from RefSeq and is a predicted model, not a curated record. Bases 1 to 1659 code for a protein of 552 amino acids. Gene Ontology annotation, molecular function: zinc ion binding; protein binding. The transcript has 6 exons. Lineage: Eukaryota; Metazoa; Chordata; Actinopteri; Cypriniformes; Cyprinidae.
AUGGCAGAAGCCAGUAUUUCAGUGGCUCCGGACCAGUUCUGCUGUCCAGUAUGUCUGGAUCUCCUGAAGGAGCCUGUGGCUCUUCCCUGUGGACACACUUACUGUAUGGCCUGUAUUACAGACUCCUGGAAUCAGGAUGAUGAGAAGGGGGUCUACAGCUGUCCCCAAUGCAGACAGGCCUUCACUCCAAGACCUGUACUGAGCAAAAACACCAUUCUGGCUGAAAUGGUGGAGAAACUGGGGAAGACAACACUCCAACAACCUGCUGCUGCUCCUGCUGGUCCUGGAGAUGUGGAGUGCAGCGUCUGUACUGGAAGAAAACGCAAAGCCGUCAAAUCCUGCUUGAUGUGCAUGAACUCCUACUGUCAAGUUCACCUUGAACAGCACGAGAAUUUCUUCAAAGACAAGAAACACCAUUUGAUGGAAGCAACUAAACGGCUCCAGCAGAUGAUCUGUAAGACACAUGACAGGCCUCUAGAAGUUUUCUGUCAAACUGACCAGGAGUGUAUUUGUUUGAUGUGUACGCUGGACAAACACCAAAAGCAUAAAACUAGACCAGCUGCAGCAGAGAGGACAGACAAACAGAGGCAAUUAGAGGAAAUACGCAGAAAAUACAAUGAGGAAAUCCAGCAGAACGAGCAAAAACUUCAGGAGCUUAGAAAGGCUGUGGAUUCUCACAAGCGCUCCGCUCAGGCAGCAGUGGAUUACAGUGAGAGGAUCUUCACCGAACUGAUCCACUCCAUUGAGAGAAGACGUUCUGAGGUCACACAGCUGAUCAGAGCUCAGGAAAAGGCUGCAGUGAGUCAAGCUGAAAAGCUCUUGAAGAGACUGGAGUCAUCAAUUGAUUUACUGAAGAGGAGAGACACGGAGCUGGAGCAGUUGUCACACACAGACGAUCACAUCCAUUUCCUUCAGAAUUUCAGGCCUCCUGUUUUGCUUUAUGUGAACGUACUCGACAUCACUGUCAGUUCCCAGCUCUCUUUUGACAAUAUUGGAAAAUCUGUCUCUCUGCUGAGAGGGAUACUAGAAGAUUUCUGUAAAGAGGAGAUGGAACGGAUUUCUGCUAGAGUGAAAUACAUCCAGAUCACUGCCACCAAUAAUCCCAAGACUAGGGAAGAGUUCUUACAAUCUUCCUGUCAACUCAGUCUGGAUCCAAACACAGCAAAUACCCACCUUCAUCUGUCUCAGAAGAACACUGUAGUUACUUAUACUGACAAAGGCCAGCUGUGUAUUGCACAUCCAGACACAUUUAAAGUCAGCCCUCAAGUGUUGUGUAGAGAGAGUGUGUGUGGACGUGCGUACUGGGAGGUUGAGUGGAGUGGGAAUUGUUGGGUGGGAAUAUCAGUGUCUUAUAAGAGCAUCGACAGGAAGGGUGUCGAGGGUGAGUUUGGAUGUAAUGAUCAAUCCUGGACAUUGCGAAACACUAACUUAGAUCUGUUAUUCACACAUAAUUCUGCACACAGUAAAAUCAUGGCACCCCUACAGUCCUCUAGAAUAGGAGUGUAUGUGGAUCACAGUGCAGGGACUCUGUCCUUCUACAGCGUCUCUGACACAAUGACCCUUCUCAAAAGAGUCAAGACCACAUUCACUCAGCCUCUCUAUCCUGGCUUUACGGUUUUAAGAGGAUCAAGUGUGAAACUAUGUGAUCUAACUACAUAGAUGAGGCAGUGUGAUUCAGAAAUAGUAUUAUCACAUCAAUAUUGUAUUAUCAGUGUUGUUAUUGUUAACUAGAACUGUUAACGCUAUUGUAUUCAUUAUCUGACUGAAAUAAAGUACAAA